Molecule: messenger RNA, 468 nt
Organism: Trichophyton benhamiae CBS 112371
Lineage: Eukaryota; Fungi; Ascomycota; Eurotiomycetes; Onygenales; Arthrodermataceae
Exons: 1
Coding region: 1-468 (155 amino acids)
Molecular function (GO): sphingosine-1-phosphate phosphatase activity
Source: RefSeq, a predicted model, not a curated record
AUGAAUGGAAAGGGAUAUGGCAUGCCAUCAUCUCAUUCUCAAUUUAUGGGAUAUUUCGCUGUUUUCUUCACCCUUUUCCUGCUUGUCCGCCACACUCCCUCUGCAUCGAUUCGGUCCGGUUACCUUAGUAUGCUCGAACGUGUCGGUCUAUCCUCACUAGCCUGUGUGGGGGCUCUAGCCGUUGCUCUGAGCCGUGUAUAUUUAAACUACCAUACUCCGCAACAAGUGAUAGCUGGAGCUGCUAUCGGAGUCGCUUAUGGAUUGGCUUGGUUUGGAAUUGGAAGCUUCUUGCGGGAAAGCGGCUGGCUAGGGUGGGCUUUGGAUCUGCAGCCCGUCAGAUACUUUAGAAUUCGGGACCUUCUUCCCCGGGAAGACCUGGCCGAGGGUGGCUGGAAACGUUGGGAAAGUAUACGACAGCAAUCCAAGAACCCAGCAAAACGACAUAGCAAAACAUCCCAUGUGGAAUGA